Molecule: messenger RNA, 2727 nt
Organism: Pocillopora meandrina
Lineage: Eukaryota; Metazoa; Cnidaria; Anthozoa; Scleractinia; Pocilloporidae
Source: the annotation of a GenBank genome assembly
AUGGCCUAUCUCUGUGAAUAUCAACAACCAAAGCUGAAUGACUUGGCAUACGAAACAAAAAGAGCUUUUGUAAGUAAAGAGAAAUAAAUGUUUUAGUUUUUUUUUAUUUUUUAGGACGAGUUACGUAUAGUACAAUGUAAUAAGGAGCGGGGUAGGAUUUGCGAAGAAAAAAAACCUCUAAGGUAAAUUUACCAUGACUACAGAAUUCCCUGGAAGGGUAUUACCGAGUAGUAGCGUUCACUUCCUAUUCAAAAGCUAGUAUGAAUAUUCUUAAUAGCAGAAGCAAUUGUCAAUUAGCCAGUCAGAAAUUAAAUUCAGCUUUCACUUUCCAAACACACCAAAAAGACACGGCCAUCAGUCGGCUGCGCCUCGUGAGUCCACAACAGUUUGACCCCAAUGAUGACGAAUAUAGUUGUUGGUAAGGAGUACAGACCACGCUAAACCACUGUCGAUUUGUUAAUUAUAACAUAAUUUUCUAUGGAGCUACCAUAGUAAAAAUUCUUAGGUACUGCAUGGCCAUUCAUCCAUCAUAACACAUAAAGUUUCACUUCGGCCGAAAGUUCCCCUCGCGUUUAACCGGGAGGUUUCAAAAAUUUUGAGAUAGUUUUUCCGAUCUAUCCUGAUUGAGAUAGCCCUUUUGGAGCUCAAAAUGAAAAAAAAAUUGCUAAAUAAUACUCUUUUCGAAAAACAAUUAGUACGUAGCUCUUUCAAGCGACGAAGUUAGUUUUGGAGUUGACGAUACUUCAUUCCAAAACGCGAUGCGAAUUAUGGCUGAAAACAAAAAUUAAUUUACUGACUUCAACUGAGGCUUUACGACUUUGGGGACCCUUCAUUGAAACUGUAAAUAGUGCUUUGAAGUGUUUAUAUGUCCCAAAAAUGUUGUUCAAUAUAAGAAUUUGUUCUGAAAUCGAAAAAUUUUCAGAAUUUUUAAAACAAAAAACAAAGCUACGCAAUUUUUGGUCGUGAAUUCUAGUAAACAACAAUUCAAGUAGGGUUAAUCUACCAGACAAGUCUCGUAAAUGGAUGAGAUUUUUAAGUUUUUCGCUUCGUUUUUCGAACGGUUGGUAUUAUUUUUAAGUGUUGAUAUUUCCUAAAAGUAUUGUUCAGUAGAAGAUUUUAAUUUUAAACCGUACAAUUUCAGAAUUUUUUAAAAAUUUCGACACGAAUCUACGCAAAUUUCUGGCCGUGAAUUCUAGUAAACAACGAUUCAAGCAUCUACUACGUGAUCGCGUGCAUGCAAGAAACUCGUUCGUUUUUCACAUCUGGACAGAAAAUUUACAAUUUUUUGUAUUAAGAUUUGCUCUCGAAAUGUUUCACGACCGUUUUUGCCUUGUUGUUUAUUCAUAGUUUUCGGGUAGAAUACGUUUACCUGGUAAACCCGGCACAGAUGUAAUAAACUCCUUUUUUUCGAGGACAACUUGCGUCUGCGUGCUAUGUUGUAAAAGAAUUGGUUCUUGCUUUGGUUGUGCGUAUAUCGAGUUAGGAUGCACUUGGGAAGUUUGGAGAGCACUAAAGAAGCUAGAUUCUACAGUUAGGCAAAGCAUUCUGAAUUUUAAACCUCUGUAUCUUUUUUAUUUAGGCUCAAAAAUACUUCGGCGAUCCUCUGGAAGCAAGACCAGUAACCAUGAAAGGAGUAGAGCUGCUGGAUAACCGCAAAAGGCUCCCGGUAAGUUGAUCUGAGUUGUUUCAGGGAUGAUAUUGAUGGAGAAAUUAGAUGCUGCGAACUAUUGGGAAUUUAAGGGUAAACAGAGCAGAAGAAAUCACUCUGAUCUUGGUGUCAUGAUGUUUUUAUUCAUUGUGGCAGCUGACAUCUAAUUUGAGUUUUCAUAUUCUUACUUUCAGUUGCACGUUUUUGCAUCGAAGGCAUACAAACAAGUGGCUAUAUUUCACUCAGUCUUCCAAGAUAUUACACAAAAUUGGUCCCAGAGUCAACGAGAAAACAAAGAAAUUAAAGAUAACCUUAGAGGCAUUCAAGGACGCCUUCAACACCUGAAAAAACUCAUGAAGAAAGUGGUAAGAGAGCAGUUUUUAUUUUGUUUUAUUUUAUCAAUUUAGUCAUCCAGAAAAUUCUCUAUAUUCUAUACGCAAGCAUAUUUUAUAUAUGUUAAUGUGACAGCGAUACACCUAAAAAAAUUCUGGUCUUUUCUUUUUCCUCUGAGUCUCCACUAGCAUUAGUUCUUCCUCUAACGUCCCUUUCCUUUUUGUUUACAGGUCCGUUUGAGUUCCCAGUCCCCUGGAAAUUCUUCUCUGCCUCAAGUUCCACAGCCAAACAGAAAAAUCUGGAGCGAUUCUAUUCAUCGACAGAAAGCCUGGAUAUUAGGAGUAUUGGGAGAGUUCAAACUUAGUCUCAUUUACCUGCGGCCCGCCAUAAGAAAGCGCGCGUGUAAAACAUGCAAAGUGAACUGAUUGAAAAGAGUUUGUUCAUGUACACUGUAUCAGUGAUUUAUAAAGUAGAGUUUGUAACAGCUCAGCAUUGGAUAAGUUAACUCAUAAGAUUAAUUUUUAAGUCAGAGCUCUUCUUAGAGUAUUUUGAAAUACCGCUUUUUGUAAAAGCUGGUUAUAUUUGUUAGAAUUCACAUUCGUUGUGGCAAAAGCAGGCAAUAUAUCAAAAAAAAGCAAUAAGAAAAACAAUAAAAAGUGUAUUUUUCUGCUGGAUAUUUAUUAAAAAUGCCUUGUAAUUCAUUGGCAUAUAUUUAUUUUUAAGAAAUUACUAACAAUCAAGUCAAG